AUGGGGUCUUGUCUUUCCAAAGAAGAUGCUCCAGCAUCUGCUCAAGUCAGCAAUAAAGUCCAAAGGACCUCCAAGCUCGAUAACCCUUCUUCUUCUUCAAAUGAGAAAGAUGCCAAUGACAUUGCUCAAAAUAACAAGCCUCUGAAUGGCAACAACCAACAAAUCAUACAACAACAACAACAACAACUUUCAGAUACACAACAGGCAAGAAAACAAUCAAUAGUGCCUUCAGAAUCUUCUAAUGGUACAUCUACAGCAGUGAAUUCAGUGUUGCUUUUAGGUUCUGGUGAAAGUGGUAAAUCAACAAUUUUACAACAGUUAAAAAUCUUACAUUCAAAUGGAUUCUCUGAUCAAGAAUUAUUCGAUUUCAAACCUUUUAUAUUUGGGAAUAUCAUCUUAUCUGCUAAAGAUCUAGUGGAGGCUUAUAAAAAAUUUGAUAUAAAAUUAGAAACAGAUGAUCAAGUUGAUGAAACUGAUUUUGAAUUUAUAAGUUCAGCAACUGCACCUGUUGACCCACAUAAAAGUUUUGAUAAAAGAUUAGCUUUGAAAAUUAUUGCAUUAUGGAAAAAUCAAUCAACUGCUGAAUUGAUUAAAAAUCAUCGUCAAGAUUUUUAUUUAAUGGAUUCUGCUAAAUAUUUUUUUGAAAAUCUUGAUAGAAUCUCUCAAGAAGAUUAUUUACCAACAGUUACAGAUGUGCUGAGAACAAGAAAGAAAACCUCUGGUAUUUUUGAUUUAAAGUUUGAAUUGAAUGGAUUGAAAAUUCAUAUAUAUGAUGUUGGUGGUCAAAGAUCAGAACGUAAAAAAUGGAUUUAUUGCUUUGAUAAUGUUACUUCAAUCAUAUUUUGUGUUGCUUUAUCUGAAUACGACCAAACAUUAUUAGAAGAGAAAACUCAAAACAGAUUAGAAGAAAGUUUAACAUUAUUUGAUUCUGUUGUCAAUUCCCGUUGGUUUUCAAGAUGUUCAAUUGUUUUAUUUUUAAACAAAAUUGAUGUUUUCGUUGAAAAAUUACCUUAUUCACCAUUAGAGAAUUACUUCCCUGAUUAUAGUGGUGGUAAUGAUGCCAAUAAAGCUGCCAAGUACAUUUUAUGGAGAUUUACUAGAGUAAACAGAUCAGGUUUACCAAUUUACCCUUAUAUCACUCAAGCUACUGAUACCAAUAACAUUAAAUUGGUGUUUGUUGUUGUUAGAGAAAGUAUUUUAUCAAAUAUUUUGCAUGACACUGGUUUGUUAUGA
Messenger RNA from Hansenula anomala, 1233 nucleotides. It is a transcript of the gene GPA2, whose product is annotated as guanine nucleotide-binding protein subunit alpha. Gene Ontology annotation, molecular function: G-protein beta/gamma-subunit complex binding; G protein-coupled receptor binding; GTP binding. Gene Ontology annotation, cellular component: heterotrimeric G-protein complex. Gene Ontology annotation, biological process: adenylate cyclase-activating G protein-coupled receptor signaling pathway. The coding region runs from base 1 to 1233 and encodes 410 amino acids. The record is from RefSeq and is a predicted model, not a curated record. The transcript is spliced from 2 exons. NCBI's taxonomy places the organism in Eukaryota, Fungi, Ascomycota, Saccharomycetes, Phaffomycetales, Wickerhamomycetaceae.